Molecule: messenger RNA, 1767 nt
Organism: Saccostrea echinata
Lineage: Eukaryota; Metazoa; Mollusca; Bivalvia; Ostreida; Ostreidae
Product: 5'-nucleotidase domain-containing protein 1-like
Exons: 12
Coding region: 34-1497 (487 amino acids)
Molecular function (GO): 5'-nucleotidase activity
Source: RefSeq, a predicted model, not a curated record
GAUGACGAUGAGCCUGACGUUUGUUUGGGGCCGAUGUUGUCAGGCGUAGUCCGUGGUCUCAUUCGUCGAUCGAUGAUAUGUGGGAACAGAAUCUAUCGGGUUCGUGAUUCUCGUUUUCUUCCAACAGAGGCAAUGACAGACGUGGAUGACAAAUUUUGUUUGGCCGACUAUGAUGCAGUUGGAUUUGAUUUGGAUCAUACACUGGCAAAAUAUAGACUGGUAGAAUUAAUGAAUCUUGCCUAUGACUCCCUAUGUGAAAGUCUCAUUAAGCAGGGAUAUGACCCCAAAAUAAAAGACAAACUCAGCCUUCACAAGGAUUUUCUAUGCAAAGGUUUAUUCCUUGACUCAGAAAAGGGCAACAUUCUCAAAUUGGGUCAUGAUGGAAAAAUCCUCAAGUGUAGUCAUGGAACCCGAAUGAUGGAAAAAGAGGAAUUGUUAUCUGUUUAUGGUGAAGAUUUACACUGGGAACACUUUCAGGAGGCCAUAGGUCAUGUCAAGAGUCAUGGCAAAGACAUGAAAUUCCGUUUCUUCGAGAAUUACUUUGACAUCCCAGCCCUUGUGUGUUGUGCUCAUAUUGUGGAUUUUUUGGAUAAAGAGAAUGGUGGACCAUGUGAAAAAUAUGACUUCUGGAAAGAUAUUUAUGGUGCUUUUGGAGAAAACUAUAUACCAACUCAGUUUGCAAAAAAUGCAGGAUGGUUCUUCCCCAGUGUAAAGAAGAAUCCUGGGAAAUAUCUACAGCCCAGCAGUAAUGGUGUCAAAGAGUGGUUAAAAGACUUAAAGGAAGAUAAACGAGUUGUUUUUCUCAUGACAUCAUCAGCCAUAGAUUUUGCAGGAAUGGUCAUUGAAACAGUGCUGGGGUCAGACUGGAGAAACUAUUUUGAUGUCUACCUCACUGAUGCCAGAAAACCAGGAUUCUUCACAGAAAAAAAUAAAUUUAAGUUAAUUGAAAAUGGAGAGAACAAGGGUAAUGUUGAUGAACUAGAACCAUUCAAAACUUACUCCAAUGGAAAUUGGACAGAUCUGAUGAAAUUCCUGUCUAAACAGACAGGGAAAUCUGAUCCAAAGGUUGUGUAUUUCGGGGACAGUCUAUGCUCAGACAGUUUUCCAGCUAAGACAUAUGGUAACUGGGAUGUUGUGUUGGUACUAGAGGAAAUGGAAGCAGAGGGUUACCAUCCGGAUUUGAGAGAUGUCCUAGAACCAAAACGCAAAGUUCCUAAGCACCAGGUGAACUUGGAGAUAGAUCCUGAAGAAGAAUGCUACAUUUUGUCCGACAGUUGGGGGUCAUUCUUCUACCACGAAGAGGAGGAUCCUAAACAUGAUAAACACAUGAACACUUACUGGGGGAGAAUUAUCAGUCAUUACAACACUAUAGCUGUACCAACUAUAGAGUAUAUAGCAGGUAUGCCAAUAGACUACAGAUACACAAAGUUCAAAAACUCUGAUGUUGGCAAUACGGAUGGCUUUUAUCCAGGAAAGCCCAAACCACUACUAACUUGAGGAUCUACUUAAUUUAUUAUAGCUUUAAUUUUAAAUUACUGAUCUCAGUAUGACAGGAUAAGAGAAUUGUAGAGGAUCCCAGAUUUGCUAACUAAUGAUAAACAGAUUGUAUUUAUUAAACAGAGAAUGAGGAAUAAAGCCUUCUGUGAAGGUGGUUAGUACUGUCUGAUUUAUUCUAUACUUUUAGUUUCUAUUUUCAUUUUGUUCUGAAUGAUUAUCAAGGUUGCUUCAGACAACAACAACUGUGAUAAAUGAUUCUCAUUUUUAUAA